Closterium sp. Yama58-4 is the source of this 3907-nucleotide messenger RNA. NCBI's taxonomy places the organism in Eukaryota, Viridiplantae, Streptophyta, Zygnematophyceae, Desmidiales, Closteriaceae. The record is from the annotation of a GenBank genome assembly.
AUGCGGGAGCGGCAGGAGCGGAUGCUGAUGAUGAAGCGCAAGAACAUGGAGCGCGAGGAGAAGGAGGGCCGCCCAGCAGCGCGCCAGAGGCGAGCCGCUGACGGUGCUGCUGGUGGUGGUGGUGGCGGCGGUGGUUACGGUGGUGGGGGUGGGGGGGGUAACGGGUACCAUGGGCAUGGGGAGGGUGGCGGGUCGGAGCACCGAGCGUCGGGGGGUCAGAGGAGGCCGUCUUGUGGGCCGCUCCCUGAUGGGUGGGUGGACUGCCCCUCUAUGGGCGAGGCCAUGGGGCUGCUCAUUCCGUGCAAGGCGCCGCUGGGAGAGGCGUUCAGAGAGCUGGUGGAGCCGGGCAAGCGGUGGUCACCCGACGUGGCGCUCAAGCAGACACGCAGCAUGAAGAAAGACGUGGGCAUGGUGAUCGACCUGACCAACACGACGCGCUACUACAACCCAAAAGACUGGCUCAAGUUCAACGUCAAGUACCUCAAGCUGGCCUGCAGGGGUCGAGACGAGGUACCAGACGACGAGACGGUCAACCGCUUUGUCUAUGCAGCGCUGGACUUCAUGCGGGCAACGGAUCGCAAGAGGAGCAUCAUUGUGCACUGCACGCACGGGCACAACCGCACGGGCUUCAUGAUUAUCCACCUGCUCAUGCGCGCCAUGGGGGGCCACGUGGCAGAGAGACUAGCAGAGUUCGCGGAGGCACGCCCCCCGGGAAUAUACAAGGAGGAGUACAUCCAGUCGCUCUUCUCCUUCUACCAUGAGCGCCGCCCCGACGCGGUGAUCUGCCCGCCCACGCCCGAGUGGAAGGCCACGUUUGACCUGGACUUGGAUCUCAACGUGGCCCUAGAGAUGGAUGAGGAGGAGGCGGCCCCGUGGGUGUAUACACCCACGUUCGAGUGGAAGGCCACGUUCGACCUGGACCUGGAUCUCAACGUGGCCCUUGAGAUGGAUGAGGAGGAGGCGGGUGAGAAGACAAGUGGUGGCGAUGAUGGCAAUGAGGAGUGCGGCGCUGCUGUUCUGCCAGAGCCGGAAGCAAGCAAGGAGGAGGAGGGAAAGAAGAAGAUGACGAUUGACGAUGUGCUGGGGUCUGCAAUACCAGAGGAGCAGCAGUGGGAGCUGCAGAAAAUCGUGUGCACGGGGCUCAAGUCGAACAAUUUCCGGCACUUCCCCGGCUCGCAGCCAGUCUCGCUGGACCUCAAGAACCUGCAGCUGCUGCGGCAGCGGCUGUACUACGUGACGUGGAAGGCUGAUGGCACGCGCUACAUGAUGCUCAUCUGCCCCGACGGCUGCUACCUCAUCGACAGGAACUUCCGGUUCCGGCGAGUACAAAUGAGGUUUCCAGCGCGCAAGCCGGUGGACGAUUGGGACGUGCACCGCACCACACUGCUGGAUGGGGAGAUGGUGGUUGAUGAGCUGCCCGGCACUGGCGUGCAGGAGCGGCGUUACCUCAUAUAUGAUCUUAUGAUGCUUGACAGCAUGCCGCUGGGGGAUAGACCGUUUGCGGAGCGGUUUGAUUUGAUCGAGAAGGAGGUGGUGAUGCCGCGCAAGAUGGAUGCUGCCAUGAACCCCAUUUAUGACUACAGCAUGGAAGACUUUAAGGUGCGGCGCAAGGACUUCUACAUGCUGAGCACGGUGGGCAAGCUGCUGCACGACUUCAUUCCCAAGCUCAGCCAUGAGUCCGAUGGGCUCAUUCUGCAGGGGUGGAACGACGCGUAUGUGCCGCGGACGCAUGAGGGCUUGCUCAAGUGGAAGUACGCUCACAUGAACUCCGUUGACUUCUGCCUCAAGAAGUCACCGGACAGCAAGUGGGUGCUGCUGCUGUCAGACAGGAAGACGCUGCGAGCGCUACCAGCAGCCAAGUUCACCCACCCUGGCAUGAGUGAGGAGGAGGCGAAGGAACUAGAGGGCAAGAUAGUGGAGUGCUGCUGGAAGAAGGACGAGGGCGAGUGGGAGUUCAUGCGUGUGCGCACUGAUAAGGAGCAUCCUAAUGCGUGGCACACGUACCUCAAGGUGAUGGAGAGCAUUCGAGACAACAUCACGGAGGAGGUGCUGCUGAAGGAGGUGCAGAACAUCCGCAGCCUGCCCGUCUGUUCCGCGUUUGGCGGAGCCUCCGCGUGGCGGCAGCGCUCCGCUGCGCAGAUUGCGGGGAAUGCAGGAGGUUCGGUGCGCGAGGUUCGGCCAGGGAUGGCAUCCGUUGUCCGUAGUGCUCUGGAGCCUUACGUCAUCACGAAGCUAGACUCAGCUGAACGAACCUUCAAAGAACUUUCUAUUCGGCUGGCAGAUCCCGAGGUGGCGUCCAAUGCGACUGAGUACAUGCGCAUUGCCAAGUCAGCCGGGGAGAUUGAGCAGGUGGCGAGGGCCUAUGAGGAGUGGAAGGACAAGCAGCAGCAGCUGGCUGACGCAAAAGCCCUAAUGAAGGACAGUGCAUCGGACCCAGAGAUGGCGGAGAUGGCGGGGGAGGAGGUGGGGGAGCUGGAGGCGCAGAUAGAGGAACUGGAGGGGCGCCUCAAGGUGCUGCUGCUGCCCACCGACCCGCUUGAUGCGCGCAACAUCAUGCUGGAAGUGCGGGCGGGCACAGGAGGGGAUGAAGCAGGCAUCUGGGCAGGCGACCUGGUGAAGAUGUACAGUCGUUACGCGGACAAGAACGGAUGGCGAGUGUCCCCUGUUUCCUGCACUGAGGCGGAGAUGGGUGGCUUCAAGGAGUAUGUGAUGGAGAUAGCAGGCGAGCGAGUCUACAGCAAGCUCAAGUACGAGAGCGGUGUGCACCGCGUGCAGCGCGUGCCUGCCACUGAGUCUGCUGGCCGGGUGCACACCUCCACUGCCACUGUUGCUAUUAUGCCUGAGAUAGACGAGGUGGAAGUGGUCAUCGACCCCAAGGACAUUGAAUUGACGACAGCGCGGUCAGGAGGUGCAGGCGGGCAGAACGUGAACAAGGUGGAGACGGCAGCAGACCUGUUCCACAAGCCCACGGGCAUCCGCAUCUUCUGCACCGAGGAGCGCUCGCAGCUCAAGAACAAGAUCCGCGCCAUGCAGCUGCUGCGCGCCAAGCUCUACGAGCGCAUGCUGCAGGAGCAACAGGAUGAAGUCAGCUCUCGCAGACGAUCACAGGUCGGCACAGGCUCACGUUCCGAGAAGAUUCGAACGUACAACUACAAGGACAACCGCGUGUCAGACCAUCGGACCAAGAUCAACUUUGACCUCAACUCGUUCCUCAACGGGGAUAUUGACAACGCCAUCCAGUCCAUGGUGGCGAUGGAGCAGAAGGAGAUGCUGGAGGAGCUUGCAGCCAACCCACCUGCAGCUCCUGAUUGGGAACAGAAGGACAUGGGGAGAGCACGCAAGGCCCGGAAAUACGCGGAGGUGAAACGGCUAUUCAAUCCUAAAGAGAUAAAACAGUAUCGUAAGGACGUGCUGGACCCCAAGAAGCCGGACACCGAGAAAGAUAAACUUCCGCGAAAUGUGCCCAACGUGUCAUCAGCGCUGUUCUUCAAGCACAACACGGCGCUGGGUCCGCCGUACCAAGUGCUCGUGGAUACCAACUUCAUCAACUUCACCAUCUCCAACAAGCUUGAUCUGGAGAAGGCCAUGAUGGACUGCCUCUAUGCCAAAUGCACGCCAUGCAUAACGGACUGUGUGUUGGCGGAACUGGAGAAGCUCGGUCAGAUGUACCGCGUCGCGCUCAGAAUAGCCAAGUCACCGUCGUUUCUCCGCCUGCCAUGCAGCCAUGCCGGCACAUAUGCAGACGACUGCCUCGUGCAGCAAGUCACUCAGCACAAGUGCUACAUCGUGGCCACGUGCGAUCGUGACCUCAAACGCCGCAUCCGCAAGGUGCCGGGAGUGCCCAUAAUGUACAUAACACAGCGCAAGUACUCCAUAGAGCGCAUGCCUGAGGCCACCAUUGGCGGAG